UUCACACACUGAGACUGAGGAACAUGGUUCCUGUUGUCCUCUUCUUCCUCCUGCCACUCGGCUACGCAGUUAACCAGACGGCAGACGUCUUUUCGGAAGAGGGACGCGACGUGACCCUGGCGUGUUCCCAGAGGAACACCGACUUCAACAGCAUGUACUGGUUUCGGCAGAGGCCCGGCGAGGGGCUGGAGCCGAUCGUGCAUUUCUACGUCCAGAUGGAGACGAUGGAGGAGCGGCUGAAGGAGAGGUUUUCUGCCGCGCGCGUCGGCGCCUCCCUGACGCUGACUCUCCGCGGGGCGCGGCUGAGCGACAGCGGCGGCGUGUACUUCUGCGCGAAGCAAGAGUGCCAGAGAGACUCUCUUCAGGUCAUCCUGCCGUGCUGUUCUUCUCUCUCGAGCAGUAAGAGAAUCGACAUGACCAGCUCUCUCAUCAGAUUCGCUGUCACACUGCUAUGGGCCACUGUCCUUUGCCUUGAAGUCCGGCAGUCUCCCUCGCUGCUGUGGCUGACGCAGGGCCUGGACGAGCCCGCGGAGAUGCGGUGCGAGCACACGGACGUCAGCUACUAUCAGAUGUACUGGUACCGUCAGCUCCCCGGACGGGGCCUCCAGCUGGUGGUGCUGUCGGACACCCUCAACGCGCCCGAAUUCGGGGAGUUCGGCGGGGGGAAGUACGGCGUGGCCAAAUCCGUCGCCCAGGAGGGGAGUUUCACGGUGAAGGAGCCGGCGCCGGAGGACAGCGGGCUGUAUUUCUGCGCCGCCGCCAGUCACAGUGACUCAGAUUGGAAAUCUUGA
Messenger RNA from Anguilla anguilla (European eel), 791 nucleotides. RefSeq lists its product as uncharacterized. The transcript has 5 exons. Gene Ontology annotation, cellular component: plasma membrane. Lineage: Eukaryota; Metazoa; Chordata; Actinopteri; Anguilliformes; Anguillidae. The record is from RefSeq and is a predicted model, not a curated record. Gene Ontology annotation, biological process: cell surface receptor signaling pathway. Bases 24 to 791 code for a protein of 255 amino acids.